Messenger RNA from Trichomonas vaginalis G3, 591 nucleotides. RefSeq lists its product as uncharacterized. The coding region runs from base 1 to 591 and encodes 196 amino acids. The record is from RefSeq and is a predicted model, not a curated record. Lineage: Eukaryota; Parabasalia; Trichomonadida; Trichomonadidae. The transcript has a single exon.
AUGAUCAAUGGCGAAGUGUAUUUGAAAAUAUUCUAUCAUGAUGUAGAUAAAGGAGGAUUUUUUGAUAGCGUCGCUCAGGCUAAAUAUAACCUAGAUGAAAAUAGAUAUUCAAUUAUAUCUAAUAUCACAGAUGAAUUUAGAGAUUCUGAUGGAAAAUUUACAUUUCUGAUAUUAUAUCCAACUUUUGGAAGAUAUAAUAUUUGGCAGCAAUCAAACUUUCCUUUACAAGAACCUAAGUUUACAUCAUCCCGAGAAAAACUAUCCCCUGUAGAGGGAUUCAAUCCAAUCAAGACAUUCGCAAACCAUUCAGAAAUUAAUUGCACUUGGGGAGGACUUGUUCUCACAAAUUAUCCCUAUUACCUUCUCGAUGGAUGUCCAAAUGGCGUAAAUUGGAAUUUUGCAAUUGGAUAUACUGGCGCAAACACAGUUUUUCCUGAUAGUAUUCCUGCAGAUGUUGGAACUACCAAGAUCGUAAGCCUUUGGAUGAAAUCUAUGCAAGAUAAGGCAAUUUAUUUAGAUUCAUGUAAAUUAUUUAACUGCUUUAGAUUCAGUAUAUCGUAUCCCACUUUUAUUUUAUUAGUUGUUACAUAA